Molecule: messenger RNA, 2120 nt
Organism: Rubroshorea leprosula
Lineage: Eukaryota; Viridiplantae; Streptophyta; Magnoliopsida; Malvales; Dipterocarpaceae
Source: the annotation of a GenBank genome assembly
GAAUUCAACAGAUUACAUCAUUGAGCUUGGCCCAAAUAAUUUGGACCUAGCAACCUGGGGCCUGGGCACUGAAGAUCUGAUUCACAAAUUCUCUAUGUAGGCCCAAGGUUAUAAAGUCCAGCAAGGAGAGUAAUUGGACAAGUGACACAAGUCCAACGUCCACAAGAAAAGAGGAAGAGGAAAUCAAGCAACCCCCCCAGCAUGGCUGGAAGCGAGUGACACAGCAAAUUCAGGAUAAUGUUGAUAACGGUCAGAGCAACUUCGUCUUCACCCCUUAGCUUCAUCUCCAACCUCUCUCCUCUCGACUCUAAAGCCUCCCCAAGACUCAGAACCUCUAUCUGCAGAGCUAGUUUCAGUGUACCCAGAAAGCCCAGCGGCAGCAACAGCCAAUCAUGGAACCUUGGGUUGCUUUCUUACGGCUCCAAGGGAUCAGUUUUUGAUCCCUUGGGUAUCAAUCCAGAUGUCUCUGGUGAUCGACAUGGUGCUUGGGAAAGUUUUGUAGCACUUUUAACGCCAACAUUUGAGAGUGCAUCUAGUACAAAAAAGGAUAAACCUUCAAGCCGAGGAUUAGCAGCUGCAAUUGAGGAUAGUUCCAUUGAUUUUGGGGACUUCUUCAAAGGUCCACUACCAAGGAAAUUUCUUAAGCUUUUGGGAUAUUUAGCCUUAUCCCGGCUUGGAAUUUAUAUACCUCUUGGUGGGGUUAACAGAGAGGCUUUUGUUGGCAAUUUGGAUCAGAACAGUUUUUUGAGCACUUUGGAUUCCUUUUCCGGGGGAGGCAUUGGUAGACUAGGAAUAUGCUCUCUUGGUAUCGUUCCAUUUAUCAAUGCACAGAUUGUGUUUCAACUACUUGCUCAAAUUUAUCCCAAAUUGCAAGAGCUCCAGAAAAGAGAAGGUGAAGCAGGAAGAAAGAAAAUUCUUCAGUAUACUAGAUAUGCUUCAAUUGGUUUUGCAAUAGUACAGGCAAUUGGCCAGGUACUUUAUCUUCGUCCAUAUGUCAAUGAUUUUAGUACACAGUGGGUUCUUUCCUCAGUUGUUUUGUUGACUCUUGGUUCUGUAUUUACUACGUAUCUUGGGGAAAGGAUCUCAGAUCUAAAACUUGGAAACGGAACAUCUCUUCUGAUAUUUACAAACAUUAUCUCCUACUUGCCACCAUCUUUUGGAAGGACAGUUGCACAGGCAUUUCAGGAUGGUAACUACAUUGGGCUUGUCUCCCUCAUUAUUUCAUUCUUCCUACUAGUUCUUGGCAUUGUAUAUGUCCAGGAAGCUGAGAGGAAAAUUCCUCUCAACUAUGCCUCAAGAUACACCAGUAGAAGUGGAGGGCUUCAAAAAUCUGCUUACCUACCUUUUAAGGUGAAUAGCUCUGGAGUGAUGCCAAUCAUAUUUUCAACUUCAUCACUUGCUCUUCCUGGUACUGUAGCACGAUUCACUGGUAUUUCUACCCUAAAGAAUGCUGCAGUAGCUUUGAAUCCAGGAGGUUCUCUCUAUCUUCCUACCAAUAUUUUGUUGAUUGCCUUUUUCAACUACUACUACACUUUUCUACAACUGGAUCCUGAUGAUGUUAGUGAGCAGUUGAAGCGUCAAGGUGCAUCGAUCCCACUGGUCCGGCCGGGUAAAACUACAGCAGCAUUUAUUAAAACGGUUCUUAGUCGCAUAUCAGUUUUGGGUUCAGCUUUUCUAGCAAUCUUGGCUGCUGGUCCUGCAGUGAUUGAGCAAACGACACACUUGACUGCAUUCCGGGGAUUUGCAGGAACUUCUGUUCUGAUUCUUGUUGGCUGUGCCACAGACACUGCAAGAAAAGUGCAAGCAGAGAUAAUAUCUCAGAAGUACAAGAAUAUUGAGUUUUAUGACUUUGACAGGUAUGGACCAUAAAAGGGAUCAGAAAUUAAGGACCAGUAGAGGAUGAGAAACCAUGACUCGUAUUAAUUCUCAGCAAGGCCUCUAGAAGAUGAUGCCAAGGCAAAGGCAUGUUUUACCAAGCUGUAUUUGCAGCCUAUGAGACAUGUUUUCUUUCUUUGAAAUACAAGAGCAAUUUGGAUGUAACUUGUAUAUAUGCUGCCUAGAAGCCACAGUUUUUUUUUUAUUUAUUUUUUAUUUUUUAAUAAUAAAACAUUAUUGGAAAA